AUCGAACAAACAACUGAGAUCCUGUUGUGCCUGUCACCUGCUGAAGUUGACAAUCUCAAGGAAGGAAUCAAUUUUUUGCAAAAUAAGACCGCUGGCAAAAGUUACAUCUUAUAUAAGAUUAAAGGUCACCUGAAGGCAUGCAAGAAUCUGUGCAAACAUCAAGGAGGCCUGUUCAUAAAAGACAUUGAAGACUUAGAUGGAAGGUCUGUUAGAUGCACAAAACACAACUGGAAAUUAGAUGUGAGCACCAUGAAAUAUAUCAAUCCUCCAGGAAGCUUCUGCCAAGAUGAACUGGUUGUUGAAAUGGAUGAGAAGAAUGGACUUUCACUACUAGAACUGAAUCCUCCUAACCCCUGGGAUUCAGACCCCAAAACUAUUGAGGAUUUGGCUUUUGGAGAAGUACAGGUAACAUACCUCACGCAUGCCUGCAUGGACCUUAAACUGGGAGACAAGAGAAUGGUGUUUGAUCCUUGGUUAAUUGGUCCUGCUUUUGCACGAGGAUGGUGGUUGCUCCAUGAGCCUCCCUCUGAUUGGCUGGAGAGGCUGUGCCAAGCUGACUUAAUUUAUAUCAGUCACAUGCACUCAGAUCACUUGAGUUACCCCACACUGAAGAUGCUUGCUAAGAGAAGACCAGAUAUUCCCAUUUAUGUUGGAAACACGGAAAGACCUGUGUUUUGGAAUCUGGAUCAGAGUGGUGUCCAGUUGACCAAUAUCAAUGUUGUGCCAUUUGGAGUUUGGCAGCAGGUUGACAAGAAACUUCGAUUCAUGAUAUUGAUGGACGGUGUUCACCCAGAGAUGGAUACUUGCAUUAUUGUGGAGUACAAAGGUCACAAAAUACUCAAUACGGUGGACUGCACCAGACCCAAUGGGGGAAGGCUGCCUGUGAGAGCUUCUCUCAUGAUGAGUGACUUUGCUGGAGGAGCAUCUGGCUUUCCAAUGACUUUCAGUGGUGGAAAGUUUACUGAGGAAUGGAAAGCCCAAUUCAUUAAAACAGAAAGGAAGAAACUCCUCAACUACAAGGCGCGGCUUGUGAAGGACCUGCAACCCCGAAUUUAUUGUCCCUUUGCUGGGUAUUUCGUGGAAUCCCACCCAUCAGACAAGUAUAUUAAGGAAACAAACAUCAAAAAUGACCCAAAUGAACUCAACAAACUUAUCAACAAAAUUUCUGAUGUGGUUACAUGGACCCCACGACCAGGAGCCACCCUUGAUCUGGGUAGGAUGCUAAAGGACGCAACAAACAGCAAAGGCAUCACAGAGCCUCCAGAAGGAACUAAAAUUUACAAGGAUUCCUGGGACUUUGGACCAUACUUAAAAAUCUUGAAUGCUGCCAUAAGAGAUGAAAUAUUUCUUCACUCUUCCUGGAUAAAAGAAUACUUCACUUGGGCUGGAUUUAAGGAUUAUAACCUUGUGAUCAGGAUGAUUGAGACAGAUGAGGACUUCAGCCCCUAUCCUGGAGGAUACGACUAUUUGGUUGACUUUCUAGAUUUAUCUUUUCCAAAGAAAAGACCAUGCCGGGAACAUUCCUAUGAGGAAAUCCGGAGUCGGGUCGAUGUAGUCAGACAUGUGGUGAAGAACGGUCUACUCUGGGAUGACUUGUAUAUAGGGUUCCAGACCCGAAUCCAGAGGGAUCCUGACAUAUACCAUCAUCUGUUUUGGAACCAUUUUCAAAUAAAACUCCCUCUCACACCACCCAACUGGAGGUCCUUCCUGAUGCACUGUGUGUAGAGCAGACCUGAGAUCUCACAGUUCUCUAUACAAAGAACCAAUAAGCCCAACAGGAACAUACUGCCUAUGAAAUGUAGUGCAUAA
Molecule: messenger RNA, 1809 nt
Organism: Orycteropus afer afer
Lineage: Eukaryota; Metazoa; Chordata; Mammalia; Tubulidentata; Orycteropodidae
Product: cytidine monophosphate-N-acetylneuraminic acid hydroxylase-like
Molecular function (GO): 2 iron, 2 sulfur cluster binding
Source: RefSeq, a predicted model, not a curated record